Spodoptera exigua (beet armyworm) is the source of this 2401-nucleotide messenger RNA. NCBI's taxonomy places the organism in Eukaryota, Metazoa, Arthropoda, Insecta, Lepidoptera, Noctuidae. The record is from the annotation of a GenBank genome assembly.
UCUAUUAGUUGGCGAUAUAUUCAAAUUAUCUACAUUCGUGCUGAAAAUGCCGCGCGGUAAAAUUAAACAGACAACAACAGCGGCAAAUUGUGCCAUUAAAAAUACCAGUUUAAAGAAAGAAGAUAAAAAUCAAACUAAUAUAACAGAAAAUAUCAAAAUCAAGAUUGAAGCACCAGAAGAACCAGCAGAGGAGCUGAGUCCAAGUAAAAUAGAUUUAAGUCAAUUUAAAUACGAAAGGAAGCCGCACGUUAAAAUCGAAUAUGAAAAGGAUUCACCAGAAAAUGCUAAGAAACAAGAAACCAAAGGUCUAUGGGAGCCAGCUAAUUGGAAAGAGUUUCUGGUGAACUUGAGGAAUAUGAGAUCAAACAAUGAUGCUCCAGUUGAUACCAUGGGCUGCCAUUUAAGUGGCGAUCUUAAAGCUGCUCCUGAGGUAUACAGAUAUCAAUGUCUGAUAUCAUUGAUGCUGUCCAGUCAAACAAAAGACCAGGUGACAUUUGCAGCUAUGGAGCGUCUCCGAGCCAGAGGGUUAACAGUAGAUAACAUAUUACAAAUGAGUGAUGAUGAGUUGGGCAAGCUGAUUUACCCUGUAGGAUUUUGGAAGACUAAAGUGAAGUACAUUAAGAAAACAACACAAACUUUGAAAGAACAGUAUAAUGGAGACAUACCAGACACUGUGGAGAAGUUGUGCAAAUUGACUGGUGUGGGACCAAAGAUGGCUCAUAUCUGUAUGCUUGUUGCUUGGGAUAAAGUCACUGGGAUUGGUGUGGACACUCAUGUUCAUCGAAUAAGCAACAGAAUAGGCUGGGUAAAGAAACCAACAAAUACUCCAGAAGAAACUCGAAAAGCCUUGCAAACCUGGCUGCCCUUCGAUCUUUGGAGUGAAGUUAAUCAUCUUCUGGUAGGGUUUGGUCAAACAAUCUGCCUGCCUGUAGGUCCCAUGUGUCAUGAGUGCUUGAAUAGAGAUAUAUGCCCAUCAAGUAAUUUGGGUAGGAAAUCACCCAAGAAGACCCCAGUAAAGAAGGAAGUCAAAAGUGAAAAAUCUGAUGAUGAAUUUGAAGUUAAACCACCUAAAAGUAGAAAGGUCACACCAAGAAAGGAAUUAAAUGAUGAAAAUGUGAAAUUAGAGAUAAAGAAAGAAAACUUAAAUGUUAAAACUGGUACAGAAGGAAAAGAAAAUGUGAAAAAGUCUCCUCGGAAGAGGAAAGUCACACCAAAUAGGGCAGACAACGUCAAUACAGAGGAUGAUAUGAAUGACUUUGAAGAAAAAUCCAAAGAGACAGGAAAAGCACAAACUAUGAAAAAAGUUACUCCUAAUAAAAAAACAAAAAAAGAUGAUGUUAAAAAUGAUAAACUGACUACUAAAACUGGUCCUAGGAAGAAAACUACUCCACAAAAGAAAACAAUAUCUGCAAAUCAAAAAUUAGAUACAGAUAAUGAAAAUAUUUCACAGAGUAACAGUGAUGAAAACAUUGUGGUGCAAGAAAUUAAUACCAGAAACACAAGAAGCAAGGCAGGGGUGAAUCAAAAGUCAAAUACUAACCAGGAAUGAAACAUAUUCUUAAUAAAAACAAACCAAUUGAAAGUGAAUAACUUUUAUUACCUAAGUUUUUACAAUGCAUGUUGCUUAUUCAUUGUUUUUAAGUGCCUUAGUUUCAUACAAAGGUAUUUUGUAUUGUUUUAAAUGCAAUGCCAGCUUGAUUUCAACUCAAAUAUAAAUAUGGUGUAAUCAUGGAGUAAGUUUCAAUUAUUAAGAAUCUCAAGACUUUGAGGCUAAUCAAACCAUAAUUAUGUUGAAUACCUCAUUUAACUUAAGGUUCUAUUAAUUAAUAAUUUUUGUUAUAAAAUAAAUCAAUGUUUUCUCCUACCAACUUUUUUCUUUGAUUUAUCUUUUCUUGGGUUAUCCUUGGAUUUUCCAUGACCUUUCCUUGGAUCAGCUUUGCCUCUCAUAUGCCCUUUCUUUUGCAAUGACUUCUUUUUAUUCUGAAUUCUAUCUAGUUUGCUUUUCAUUUGGAAUACUUUACUUUUUUGUAUUUUCUUUGUUGCUUGUUUCUUCAACAUGCUUUUUAUUUCUUUCUUUGUUUUUAUUUUGUUAUCUUCAUCUUCUUCACCUUCAGAUUCCUCCUCCACACUUUCUUCAUCUGAACCCAUGCCAGGAACUACAGCUGCCCUUAUUACAUCUUUGUUUUUAUUUUUAUUCUGAGGCGUCUGUAUUUUUUCUUUUGGUCUAUUUUCACCUAUUACUAAGUCCUUCUUUUGUAGAGUAUCUGCUGAGAGUUCGACUAUUUUAACAUUAACAUCCUCAUCUUCAUACUCAUCUUGCAAAAGUUGCUCUAUGUCAGGUAUAGGUCGACUUGAAACUACAAGCUUCUUGUAUGAUUCUUUAUUCUGAAAAUCAAAAGAG